UAUAUUAAAAUGAUCCCGUGUUUGUUGAUUUUUCUUUGGACGGAAUUCGGGGAUACAAUACAAAUGUAACGUAGUAGUUGAAAAUUUUGUUGCAUCAGAUGAAAGCUAUGGAGUUGGUGGGAGAGAAAUGGAUAGAAAUUGUGACGUGUUUGGUAAUUUCAACAACAUUAAUGCGGAGUGUAAGUGGAAGUGAAAGCGAGUGCAUUUUCCCAGCGAUAUUCAACUUGGGAGACUCGAAUUCAGACACUGGCGGUCUCUCAGCAGCGUUCGGACAAGCUCCUCCCCCCAACGGAAUCACUUAUUUCCACUCCCCUAACGGACGCUUCUCCGAUGGUCGUCUCAUAAUCGAUUUUAUAGCCGAGAGCUCCGGGUUGGCAUAUCUGAGGGCUUACUUGGACUCGGUGGCCUCCAACUUCACUCAUGGAGCCAAUUUCGCAACGGCCGGAUCUACUGUCAGACCUCAGAACACAACCAUAUCUCAGAGCGGAUACAGUCCCAUUUCCCUAGACGUUCAGUUCGUGCAGUUCUCUGAUUUCAAAACCAGAUCCAAACUCGUUCGCCAACAAGGAGGGGUUUUUAAGGAAUUGUUGCCAAAGGAGGAGUAUUUUUCUCAGGCUUUAUAUACCUUUGAUAUUGGCCAAAAUGAUCUCACUGCUGGCUACAAACUCAACUUCACCACAGAACAAGUCAAGGCAUAUAUACCAGAUGUAUUGGGCCAGUUCUCCAAUGUCAUAAAGGGUGUGUAUGGGGAAGGUGGAAGGUCGUUUUGGAUACACAACACAGGACCAUUGGGGUGCCUGCCAUACAUGCUGGAUCGCUAUCCCAUGAAACCAACUCAAAUGGAUGAGUUUGGGUGUGCCAAACCAUUCAACGAGGUUGCCCAAUAUUUUAACCGUAAAUUAAAAGAAGUUGUUGAGCAACUGCGGAAAGAAUUGCCAGGAGCUGCAAUCACCUAUGUUGAUGUGUAUACGGUCAAGUACACCCUCAUCAGCCAUGCCCAAAAAUAUGGUUUUGAGCAGGGGGUGAUAGCAUGCUGUGGACACGGUGGGAAAUACAACUUCAAUAAUACAGAGAGAUGUGGAGCAACCAAGAGGGUGAAUGGAACAGAGAUUGUGAUAGCCAAUUCAUGCAAAGAUCCAAGUGUGAGGAUUAUUUGGGACGGAAUCCAUUACACCGAAGCUGCUAAUAAAUGGAUCUUCCAACAAAUAGUCAAUGGUUCCUUUUCAGAUCCACCUCACUCUUUAAAAAGGGCUUGUUAUGGUAAAUCCAUUAGGAGACAUAAAUUCCAGUUAUUGUAAGAGAGAAUUUGGAUCCAUGUGCUUAAACUAGCAGGUCUUAUUUAGUGUUUAAUGAAUUAUGUUUGGCAAAUUUUAUUUAUCAUUGAUGUGUAUUUUAUAUGAGAUAUUAAGUAAAAAAAUUUACGAGAUUUUACCCCAUGUUAAUUAUGA
This is a messenger RNA of Glycine soja, 1448 nucleotides long. RefSeq names its product GDSL esterase/lipase At3g26430-like. Bases 99 to 1298 code for a protein of 399 amino acids. Lineage: Eukaryota; Viridiplantae; Streptophyta; Magnoliopsida; Fabales; Fabaceae. Gene Ontology annotation, molecular function: hydrolase activity, acting on ester bonds. The record is from RefSeq and is a predicted model, not a curated record. The transcript has 4 exons.